AUGAUUAUACCUUUACCUUGCCCAGCUAUACCAAGCAGUCAGGUGAUUAUACCUUUACAUUGCCCAGCUAUACCAAAUGGUCAAGUUAUUAUACCUUUACAUUUCCCAACUAUACCAAGCGGUGAGGUGAUUAUACCUUUACAUUGCCCAGCUAUACCAAAUGGUCAGGUGAUUAUACCUUUACAUUGCCCAACUAUACCAAAUGGUCAGGUGAUUAUACCUUUACAUUGCCCAGCUAUACCAAGCAUUCAAGUGAUUAUACCUUUACAUUGCCCAGCUAUACCAAGCGGUCAGGUGAUUAUACCUUUACAUUACCCGUCUAAACUAAGCGGUCAGGUGAUUAGACCUUUACAUUGCCCAACUAUACCAAGCAUUCAGGUGAUUAUACCUUUACAUUGCCCAACUAUACCAAGCAGUCAGGUGAUUAUACCUUUACAUUACCCGUCUAAACUAAGCGGUCAGGUGAUUAGACCUUUACAUUGCCCAGCUAUACCAAGCCGUCAGGUGAUUAGACCUUUACAUGCCCAACUAUACCAAGCAGUCAGGUGA
Messenger RNA from Eurytemora carolleeae, 549 nucleotides. Its product is annotated as zonadhesin-like. The coding region runs from base 1 to 549 and encodes 182 amino acids. Lineage: Eukaryota; Metazoa; Arthropoda; Copepoda; Calanoida; Temoridae. The transcript has a single exon. The record is from RefSeq and is a predicted model, not a curated record.